UGUCAAUCAAGGUAGCCGCCACCAACCGAGAGGCGGAUUUUGGGUGGCUCCCGCCCACGAGGAAGUCCACCUCCCCCGCACCGAAGACUUGUCAAUCAAUCAGCGGAAGUCGACCGAUUGGGCUUGUUCCCAUUAGCUAGCCGCGCUGUCAGUCAGAGAUCUGCCCUCCCAUUGGGUCUCCGCUUCCGUCCGUCACCUCGGAGAUCCGGGUCCACUGGGACAGCUGUCACUUCAUCACGACUCCUAUUGCUCGGCGGAGCUGCCCAUCAAACGGCAAGCCGCGGCGGAUUGGCCAGCGAGCAAGAAUGUCGCCGUCUGUUGGCCAGAGCGUCAGCAAGCCGGGUGCGGAUUGGUGAAGAGGCCGCCGAGGGGCGGGUCAUCCAGGGCGGUGCCCGGGCGGCCCCGGAGGAGGAAGAUGGCGCCGUGAGGGAGUCGGAGCCGCCGCCGCCGCUCCGGCCGCUCGAGGGACAGCAUGGCCGCCACGGCCGCCGUCAGCCCCAGCGAGUACCUGCAGCCGGCCGCCUCCUCCGCCCAGGACUCCCAGCCGUCUCCCCUCGCCCUUCUCGCAGCCACGUGUAGCAAAAUCGGUCCCCCUGCCGUGGAAGCCGCCGUGACUCCUCCUGCCCCUCCCCAGCCGACGCCUCGCAAACUGGUCCCCAUCAAACCCGCUCCGCUCCCCCUGGGCUCCGGAAAGAACAGUUUUGGGAUCCUGUCGUCAAAAGGGAACCUCUUCCAGAUCCAGGGCUCUCAGGUCGGCACCUCCUACCCCGGGGGGCAGCUGGUUUUUGCCAUCCAGAACCCAACUGUCAUCAACAAGGGCACCCGCUCGUCCGCCAGCAUCCAGUACCAGGCCGUGCCGCAGCUCCAGGGCGGACAGACCAUCCAGGUCCAGCCCAACAAGAUCCAGAUUAUUCCAGGCACGAAUCAAGCCAUCCUCACCCCUUCCUCCUCCUCUCACAAGCCCGUACCCAUCAAACCGGCUCCGGUGCACAAGGGUGGAGCGUCUCCAGUGCGGAGCAACGUGGUCAAGUUCCCCGGCGGCAGCAACGUGACGCUGACCCUGCCCAUGAAUAAUCUGGUGAACGCCGGCGAGCCGGGCGCGCAGGCUCAGGUCCUCGCCGAGAGCCCCUCGAAACCUGGCAAAAAGACUCGGAAGAAAAGCUUGUCGCCCGCCCAGGCGGUGGCGGUGGCCGAGCAGGUGGAGACAGUGUUGAUCGAGACAACGGCGGAGAACAUCAUCCAGGCAGGCGGAAACCUGCUGAUCGUGCAGGGCGCGGGGCAGCCGGCCGUGCUGCAGCAGCUGCAGGUGCUGCAGCCCAAGCAGGAGCCGCAGGUGGUGCAGAUCCCGCAGCAGGCCCUGCGCGUCGUCCAGGCCGCCUCCGCCACCCUCCCCACCGUCCCUCAAAAACCCUCCCAGAACUUCCAGAUCCAGACGACAGAACCCACUCCCACGCAGCUCUACUUCAAAACACUGUCGGGGGAGCUGCAGACUGUGCUGCUCCAGGAAGCCCCGGCCAUGACGGUGGCUCCGUCGGUAACCUCUUGCAGCAGCCCCGUGUCCCGCAGCAUCGGGAGCGGGGGCAGGAAACCGCCCGCACGCAAGGAACGUCCCCUGCCAAAAAUCGCCCCUGCUGGGGGCAUCAUCAGCCUCAACACGGCGCAGCUGGCGGCGGCAGCGCAGGCCAUGCAGACCAUCAACAUCAACGGCGUGCAGGUCCAGGGCGUCCCCGUCACCAUCACCAACAGCGGAGGGCAGCAGCAGCUGACAGUGCAGAAUGUGUCUGGCAACAACGUGACCAUCAGCGGGCUGAGCCCCACACAGAUCCAGCUGCAGAUGGAGCAGGCGCUGGCCGGGGAGCUGCAGCCGGGAGAGAAGCGGCGGCGGAUGGCGUGUACCUGCCCCAACUGCAAGGACGGGGACAAGCGGCCGGGGGACCCGGGGAAGAAGAAGCACAUUUGUCACAUCCCCGAGUGCGGGAGGACGUUCCGCAAGACGUCGCUGCUGCGUGCCCACGUGCGUCUGCACACGGGGGAACGGCCCUUCGUCUGCAACUGGGUGCUCUGCGGGAAGCGCUUCACGCGCAGCGACGAGCUGCAGCGGCACGCGCGCACGCACACAGGUGACAAGCGCUUCGAGUGCGCGCAGUGCCAGAAACGCUUCAUGCGCAGCGACCACCUCACCAAGCACUACAAAACCCACCUGGUCACCAAGAACUUGUAGGGCCGCCCCACGGUGCCCCACGGCUCCCGACCACGUGGACAGACCCUGCCGGGACACCAGCGUCCCCACCGCGGAGAGGGGACAUCCUGCCCGUCCUGUGACACCGCUGGAGCCCCCCGAGCAGAACCAGCCCCUUGUGAAGGGCGCGAGGGACCGAGCGUCCCCGCGGGUCCCCGAGCCCGGUGACACGUCUAACAGCCGGGGAGGGGACGGCGCGUUCCAGGCCGGGAGAAGCUCCGCAGCACAUUCCUACUUUAUAUUUAAAGUCUAUAAAUAGCUAUAAAUACCGAUAUCGCCCCUUUGGAAAGUCCCUUUUUCUAUGAGAUCGUUGCCUUACGCCCCCGCUCCGAGUUGCUUUUCUUCGUCUUUAUUUAAUUUUCCUUAAAAACGCCGCCCAUCCCCUCGCCCCCUUUUCUCCCCGCGUUUCUUCUCCAGCUUUUAUUUCUCCCUGAUUUCUUCCUCCCCGCUUUCCCAUUUCUAAGUGAUGUGGCGUUUCCUUUCAGAAUUUUGGGGCUCUGGCCCCGUUCCCCGCCCCGUGUACAGUGUACAUUGUAUCAUAGAUUAUAUCGCUUUUGUGUUUACUACAUGUUUAAAAGGAUAAAAAAAAAAACAUAUGGCGUGUUAUUUUUGAGCUUUUAAAUUAAACAAAUCCACUUUA
Messenger RNA from Columba livia (rock pigeon), 2879 nucleotides. It is a transcript of the gene SP2, whose product is annotated as Sp2 transcription factor. Lineage: Eukaryota; Metazoa; Chordata; Aves; Columbiformes; Columbidae. The transcript is spliced from 7 exons. Gene Ontology annotation, molecular function: DNA-binding transcription factor activity, RNA polymerase II-specific; RNA polymerase II cis-regulatory region sequence-specific DNA binding. Gene Ontology annotation, biological process: regulation of transcription by RNA polymerase II. The record is from RefSeq and is a predicted model, not a curated record. Bases 473 to 2221 code for a protein of 582 amino acids.